Mobula hypostoma (lesser devil ray) is the source of this 1647-nucleotide messenger RNA. RefSeq names its product coronin, actin binding protein, 1A (gene coro1a). Bases 90 to 1478 code for a protein of 462 amino acids. Lineage: Eukaryota; Metazoa; Chordata; Chondrichthyes; Myliobatiformes; Myliobatidae. The transcript is spliced from 11 exons. The record is from RefSeq and is a predicted model, not a curated record. Gene Ontology annotation, biological process: cell migration; actin filament organization. Gene Ontology annotation, molecular function: actin filament binding.
UUCCCGGAGCGGUCUGCGUAGUGUUGGCUACUCGGUCUGCUCGUUCUGGCAGCAGCAAGCGGCUUACCGAGAGAACUGCAAUAACAGCAAUGAUGAGGAAGGUAGUUCGGACCAGCAAGUUCCGUCACGUGUACGGGCAGCCGCUGAAGGCGGACCAGUGUUAUGACGAUAUUCGCGUCUCCCAGAACACCUGGGACAGUAACUUCUGCUCCGUCAACCCGAAGUUCCUCGCCAUCAUCGUCGAGGCAGGAGGCGGAGGGGCCUUCAUGGUGCUCCCCCUAUCCAAGUGUGGCAGAAUUGACAAGUCCACCCCCCUGGUGUGUGGACACACGGCCGUGGUGCUCGAUAUCGAAUGGUGUCCCCACAAUGACCACAUCAUCGCCAGCGGAUCGGAGGAUUGUUCAGUCAUGAUCUGGGAGAUCCCGGAGGGGGGCUUAACAACUUCCCUCACCGAGCCCCUGGUCAGCCUGGAGGGACACACCAAGCGGGUGGGCAUUGUGUCCUGGCACCCGACUGCCUCCAAUGUGCUUCUGAGUGCCGGAGGAGACAACGUGAUCAUCAUCUGGAACGUCAGCACAGCCGAGCGGGCAGUGGUGAUUGAUACCCUCCAUCCCGACAUGAUCUACAGUGUGGCUUGGAACCAGGACGGCAGCCGCCUCGUCACCACCUGCAAAGACAAGAAGCUGAGGGUCAUUGAGCCCCGGAAACAGACCCUCAUCCUGGAGAAAGAGAAGCCCCACGAGGGGACACGCCCGGUCAGAGCCAUCUUCAUGACCGACGGGAAGAUCCUCACCACCGGCUUCGGCCGCAUGACCGAGCGGCAGGUGGCUCUGUGGGACCCGAAAUCCAUGGAUAACCCAAUGUCGAUGCAGGAGAUUGAUGUGAGCAGUGGGGUUCUGAUCCCCUUCUACGACCAGGACACGGGUGUCGUCUACCUGUGCGGCAAGGGGGACAGCAGCAUCCGUUACUACGAGGUGACAGACGAGGCUCCCUACGUCCACUUCCUUUCGAUGUUCUCCAGCAAGGAUUCACAGAGAGGUCUCUGCUACAUGCCCAAGAGGGGCCUGGACGUCAUGAAGUGUGAGAUCGCCAGGUUCUACAAACUCCACGAGAGGAAGUGCGAGCCUAUUGUGAUGACGGUCCCACGUAAGUCGGACUUGUUCCAGGAGGACCUAUUCCCAGACACGGCAGGGCCAGAUCCGGCUCUGGACGCGGAGGAGUGGCUGUCAGGGAAGGAUGCCAGCCCGAUCUACAUCUCGCUGAAGAACGGGGGCACCUGCCCCAGCAAGGCAAAGCCCUUGCAAAUCUGCCGCAAGGUGCUGGAUGUGAAGAGCAGCUCCCACCGGGGAUCCGACUCCAGCACGGCCACCGUGGACGUGACUGAGGUCAUCGAGAGCCUUCGGGCAGACAUCGAGAAGCUGAAGGCGACCGUAGAGAAACAGGGAGAGCGAAUCGCUCAGCUGGAGGGCAAGGAGUGAGCUCCCCCAACCAUCCCCCCCCCCACGCUGCUCCCCAGACCACCUACCUACCUGCCCUCCCACCCCAGGGGGUGCUGCCUUACCUUCUCCACCCCCUCCCCUCCAAGGGGUCUGGGGAGCAGGGGGGGUGCGAGCUGUGGGGCAUCUGUCCCACACAGGAACCCCUCCC